This is a messenger RNA of Sorghum bicolor (sorghum), 6595 nucleotides long. RefSeq names its product nucleolar GTP-binding protein 1. Gene Ontology annotation, biological process: ribosomal large subunit biogenesis. Lineage: Eukaryota; Viridiplantae; Streptophyta; Magnoliopsida; Poales; Poaceae. The transcript is spliced from 15 exons. Gene Ontology annotation, cellular component: nucleolus. The record is from RefSeq and is a predicted model, not a curated record. Gene Ontology annotation, molecular function: GTPase activity; GTP binding; RNA binding. Bases 5081 to 6361 code for a protein of 426 amino acids.
GCGGGCAACGCGAUCCAGCAGCCGCUGCUCCACCAAAGGCGGUCGCGCUGCUUUGGGAGCGCUUAUGGCCCCAUUCGCGAAGCGCUACCCGUCCGCUUAGCGCUUCAGCGCUGAAUCGUGCGCUUAGUGCCACUUUUUGGAACCUGGUUUUUAGUUGCUGCCUAUUAAAAAUAUUACGCUCAAUCGGCUUUAGGCAGUGCACAGCGUGUGCAUGAGCAGUCAGUUCAGAGUUUUUAGUUGUUUUUUGAAGCAAUGGUCUGAUGCCACACUAGAGCUUGCGAACUUUAACUUUACCAGAUCGAACUGUGUCAGAGUUGAUAGAAAUGAUCUGUGCAUAGGAUCGACUAGUAGUAGAUCUAGACGGGUACAAUCUUUAACUGGUAAACAGCAAGGUACAUAUUCUAUACAAGAUCUAAAAUGGAAACAGUAAGUACAAUUAAAUGGGUCGGGAUUAAUAGGAUUAGACCGUCGAGAGAAGGGGCAGCAGGGGCGGCGGAAGACGAUCCCGAGGCCAUCACGUCGGUGGUGGGGUGGAUCUUCGAGGACGUCGAUGGUGGCGGUGAUGCGGAUGUCGAGGUGGCGCAGAUUCGGGGUCGGUGAGUUUUCCCGUCGCUGGCUGCGCUUCCCUGAUCGGCUAGGGUUUUCUAGGGUUUGUGGAUGUCGGUGGGGAGGAGUGGCAACUGUUCAACUCGUGAACAGUGCCGCCGGCCCCCACCUCUUAUUUAUAGCGCAGUGCGACGGGGGCCCACCAACCAUAUAGGGUUGGGCGCCCCCGAUCAGGGCGCGAGACAAGGCCCAAUAAGGCCGUUGGGCCAUAUUGGUGGGAGAUCAAACCAACAUUCUCCCCCUUGAUCUCACUCUAUUCUUUGUCUGUAUUCUUUCUUUUCAAACUCUUUUACCUUAUUUAUUUCAUCACAAAUUAGUGCAUAGAACUGCGUCAUCAUCACGGUCUAUCGCCGAUAGACUUGACAGCUACGAAUACACUUCUCUGAUCUGAAACAAAUUCUGUUAUUCUUUGGGCCUCUUUGUCCAGGAAUCAUAGGCUUUCCCUUAAACCCAUGCCGGCUACGUGUUCUCUAAACACGCUGGGUGGUAAGCCUUUGGUAAGCGGAUCCGCAAGCAUCUUUUCAGUGCUUAUAUGCUCAAGCUUUAUGACAUGAUCCCGGAUCUUAUCUUUCACAACAUAGUACUUUAUGUCAAUGUGUUUGGCAGCACCACUUGACCUAUUGUUGUGUGCAUAUUCUACUGCUGGAUUAUUAUCGCAGUAUAACUGUAGUGGUUUAGAGAUGUUAUCAACCACUCUCAAACCGGGUAUGAACUUCUUUAACCAGUUCACCUGCCCCGACGCCUCAAAACAUGCUACAAAUUCGGCAUACAUUGUGGACGAUGUAGUGACCGUCUGUAAUUUACUUUUCCACGAUAUGGCUCCAUUUGCGAGAGUAAAUACAUAGCCUGACGUGGACUUUCUGUUAUCUCCCGCAUAAUCUGAAUCUGAAUAUCCUACUAUCUGUAGGGAAUCUGAUCUCUUGUAUGUAAGCAUGAGGCUCUUUGUUCCUUGCAAAUAACGCAAGACCUUCUUUACUAAUUUCCAGUGUUCCACACCUGGAUUACUCUGAAAUCUGCCAAGCAACCCGGUAACAAAAGCUAAGUCAGGGCGAGUACAUACUUGAGCGUACUGUAAACUUCCAACAGCCGAAGCAUAUGGAACUGAUCUCAUCUGGUUGAGCUCAUACUCAUUCUUGGGACACUGAAAAUCCCCAUAUCUGUCGCCCUUGACUAUCGGUGCAGGUGAUGCACUACAUUUGUGCAUAUUGUAUCUCUCUAGAACUUUUUCUAUAUAUGCUUUCUGUGAUAAUCCCAAUACCCCCUUCGUUCUAUCUCGGUGAAUCUCUAUGCCCAAAACAUAUGAUGCUUCACCAAGAUCUUUCAUGUCAAAUUUCGAGGACAAGAAUUUCUUUGUUUCCUGCAGUAGACCGACAUCGCUACUUGCGAGUAGGAUAUCAUCCACAUACAAGAUUAGGAAGAUGUACUUCCCAUUCUUAAACUUUGCAUAAACACAGUUGUCCUCUACAUUCUGUUUAAACCCAAAACUUCUUAUGGUCUCAUCAAACUUCAAAUACCACUGUCUUGAAGCUUGUUUUAAUCCAUAAAUGGAUUUCUUUAGGCGGCAUCCCAUUCGCUCUUUUCCUUCCACGACAAAACCUUUCGGUUGUGCCAUGUAAACAUUUUCCUCCAAAUCCCCAUGUAGGAAAGCCGUCUUAACAUCCAUCUGAUGUAAUUCUAAAUCAUAAUGUGCUACUAGAGCCAUUAUGAUCCUGAAGGAAUCCUUACAUGAGACUGGAGAAAAAGUCUCAUUGUAAUCAAUCCCUUCUCUUUGCGUAAAGCCUUUUGCCACAAGUCGCGCUUUAAAUCUUUCUACGUUCCCUUGGGAGUCAUACUUGGUUUUGUAGACCCAUUUACAGCCUACUGUUUUGGCUCCUUUAGGAAUUUCUUCUAAAUCCCAAACUCCAUUGGAGUUCAUGGAUUUCAUCUCUUCUAUCAUAGCUUCUAGCCACUUCUGUGAGUUGGCGCUUCUCAUGGCCUCAUCAUAUGAGGUGGGAUCACCCUCCAUAUGAAAUUCCUCUGUGUUAAAAACUUCAUAGUCAUCUGGGAUAGCUGACCUUCUGAUUCUUUGAGAUCUUCUCGGUGCCUCCACAGUUGGCACUUGAUCUGGUUGGGGCUGUUGUUGCUCCCCCUCGCCUGUGGCAACUGGUUCUUCUAUGGGCUCCUGAAGGACAGGUUCCUCAUUUUCAUCUGUUGUUGCCACAGGAGAGUGAGCAAUUGUUUCUGGCAUCACAGUGUCGGGCACUGUUGGUGCAUUCACAAUGGGUAAUUCAAAAAAUGGCUCUUGAAUCAUCGGAGUGGGUGCAUACACCCGCUUCUCUUCAAGAUCAAUCUUUCGAGCUACCACGCUCCCCCUGAUCAGCUCAUCCUCUAGAAAUACGGCGUGUCUCGUUUCUACAAACUUUGUAUAUCUGUCUGGACAGUAGAAACGAUAACCCUUUGAUUUUUCUGGGUAGCCAAUGAAAUGGCAACUGACUGUUUUGGGAUCUAGCUUUCCAAUGUUUGGGUUAAAUACUUUAGCCUCAGCUGGGCUCCCCCACACACGCAAGUGGCUUAGCGAGGGAACUCUUCCUGUCCACAACUCAUACGGUGUUUUAGGCACCGAUUUACUGGGAACUCUGUUUAGAAUGUGAAUGGCGGUUUUUAAUGCCUCCAUCCACAAACUUAGUGGUAAUGUAGAGUAACUAAUCAUACUUCGCACCAUAUCCAUCAGGGUACGGUUGCGUCUUUCAGCUACUCCAUUCUGCUGAGGCUCGCCCGGUGUAGAAUACUGGGCUACUAUGCCAUGCUCCUGUAAGAACUUUGCAAAAGGUCCAGGAACUUGGCCAUAAGGGGUGUGCCGACCAUAGUACUCCCCUCCACGGUCGGAUCUGACUAUCUUAAUCUUUAAGUUGUGCUGAUUUUCAACUUCAGCCUUAAAUAUCUUGAACUUAUCUAAUGCCUCUGUUCUUUCUUUAAUUGGAUAAAUAUACCCAAAUCGGGAGUAAUCAUCUGUGAAUGUUAUGAACGAGUCAUAGCCAUCCAUACUUUUCACAGGAAACGGUCCACAGAUGUCCGUGUGGAUUAUUUCUAAAAUCCCAGUGCUUCUUUUGGCAUUCUUUUUAAUUUUCUUUGCAAAUUUUCCUUUAAUGCAGUCUAUGCAUUGAUCUAAUUCUGAGAACUCAAGUGGAGGAAGAAUUUCAUUCUUUACUAAUAUCUCUAUUCUCCCCCUCGAAAUGUGGCCUAAACGACAAUGCCAUAAUUUCGACGAUACAUCUUGAGUUCGCUUUCUUUUUCUAUUCUCACUCUGAGACAAGGACGUGUUUUCUGUAGCAUCACAUACGGAAUUCACUGUUUCACGAAGCGAUAAUAAAUAAAGAUCUUGUUGUUGGAAUGCAACACCAACACAGUCAUUAUUACAAUAAAUCUGGCACUUGCCAUCACCAAAAUGACAAGCAAAAUUAUCAUCGUCCAAACGUGAAACACUAAUCAAAUUUCUCUGAAGCGAAGGAACAUAAAGGACAUCUCUAAGUAAAAGUGUGAAGCCACUAGCAAGCUCCAGGGAGACAUCGCCAACAGCUUCAACAUCUGCUCUGACUCCAUUCGCCACUCUAAUGUGUCUUUCUCUUCUUGUUGUCGUCCUUGUCGAGCUGAACCCCUGUAAAGAAUUAGCAACAUGAACAGUUGCACCUGAGUCAACCCACCAAGUGGAUUUAGAAUAACUUAUAUACAGGGAUUCAUUUACAAAGGUAAUAAUAUUCUCACCACAUGAUCUGAGUUUCAUCUGUAGCCAAUCAGGGCAUCUUUUCUUGUAGUGUCCUUCUUUCUUGCAGUAGAGACAUUGGUUUUGGUUCACUACAAACUGGUUCUGUUGAGGGAGAUGCUGCAUGGUAGGCUGAGACUGGUUCUGGCCCUGGUGCUGGGUGGAAGGCUUGCCCUGUUGCUGCAUAGGGCCCUUUCCCUUGUUCUUUGAAGGAGAAUGGUAAAUCUUUUUCUUGUUGUCCCUCAAAUGGUUGAUUGAACCACCAUUUGAGGCUUUGAUUCUCUCUUCUUCUUGAGCACACAUAGCAAUAGUCUUUUCUAAGUCCCAUGUUUCUGGUUGCAUGUUGUAGUUAACAACAAAGGUUUCAAAUUCUUUUGGCAACGACGCAAAAACCAAAUGAACAAGGAAAGCAUCAGUGAUGGUCAUAAGACAUCUGGAUGGGAGCAAACUCUCUUUCUCUUUUCUGCCAUGCAUCAUCUGUCUCAUCUGUUGCCCGCACAGGUGGCACGGGCUGGACGGGACGCUCUGUGUCAAGGACCCAGUCCACCUCAGCAAAGGUGAAGGCCAUGUCGAUCUUUUUCCUCCACUCAACGUAGUUGUCCCCUUUGAGUGGUGGAAUGGUGUUGAUGAACGUCAUCAACGAGUAAGCUCCGUCGAGAGAAGGGGCAGCAGGGGCGGCGGAAGACGAUCCCGAGGCCAUCACGUCGGUGGUGGGGUGGAUCUUCGAGGACGUCGAUGGUGGCGGUGAUGCGGAUGUCGAGGUGGCGCAGAUUCGGGGUCGGUUCUUUAUCAACUCUGGAACCGGGGAUUUCAUCAGUCUACCUGUGUCAGCGGGCGCACUCUGCAACAUAUAGCUAUACGCUGGAUGACAGGUUACAGGGAGAGCUAGAUGAUUUCAAUGGAGAACAGAAAAAGCAAGAGACAGUCGGUGCGUUUCAGAAAAUACCAAUGGUGAUGCCUGCAACUGAUAUACUAAUGUCAGCACAAAGGAAAUCUAGAAAUGUGCUACCAACAAAGGGUAUAGCAAAUAUAGCUAAGCGUGAAAGGAACAAAGGUGCAAAACAGCUUGAUGCCUUAAUGAAAGAACUUUCUGUACCGCUGAGAACAUACACAGAAAACUUCCCAAAGAGGAGAGAUUUGCAUCCUUAUGAGAGGUCUCUCAUUGAGUUGACUUUUGGGGAGGGUUAUUAUGAGCAGGUUCUAGGACGUGUGGAUGCUCUCAGGAAAAGGAUUACCUCUGUUGGAAAGCAACAUGCUUCAGUCUGUGCUAAGUCAACAACAAAGCGUGAAGCAGAGGAGCGCCUCACCGAGGGCAGAAAGAAACUUGAAGAGUCUUUCCAGCAUGGGAAGCAUGCCAUUGAUGAUUUAGUAAAUGUUGCAAAGGCUUUGCGUUCUAUGCCUGUUGUUGAUCUACAUAUUCCGACACUAUGUCUAGUUGGAUCACCCAAUGUGGGGAAGUCAUCAUUAGUCCGCAUAUUAUCAUCUGGAAAACCUGAGGUCUGCAGCUACCCAUUCACAACAAGAGGGAUUUUAAUGGGUCACAUUGUAUCCAAUCACGAACGUUUUCAGGUUACAGACACUCCAGGACUCCUGACGAGGCAUGAUGAUGACAGAAAUAACAUAGAGAGAUUGACACUUGCUGUUCUUUCAUAUCUACCUAUUGCUGUACUGUAUGUGCACGAUCUAUCUGAAGACUGUGGGACCUCAGUGGCCGAUCAGUACAUCACGUACAAGCAUAUUAAGGACAGAUUCGGUGACCGCCUAUGGCUUGAUGUUAUAUCCAAAUGCGAUCUUUUGGGAAAGAAAGAGCCCAUAAGCUUUAGUGAUGCUGAUGAUGAUGUAGCACAGUACAGAAGAUUGGGGCCAGAAGGCGCCCUCCGAGUUUCUGUGCAGAGCGAAAUCGGCGUCAAAGAGCUAAAGGAAAGAGUGCAUGAGCUACUGACCUCUCAGAUGGCUCGGAUCAAAGCUAGCAAGGCGGAGCAUGAAACACAGGAAAUAGGGACUAGUGUACUGUAGUUUACUGAAGUUUGACAAUGAGCAUUCGAACAUCCAUGCUGGAUGUUUGUGUUAACAUUCCACUAAUGUCGAUGAUAGUAACGCAUUUCAGCCGAGCCAUUUCGAGCAUCCACUAAUUUGGAUGUUUGUGUACACAUUCCACUAAUUCGAACACCCACUAUUCUGUUGUCAUUUUUCCCAUUUGGACCAAGGGUGUUCAAUUGUUGGUAUGAAUGUGUUGCCCAUUUUGUUUCC